Egretta garzetta (little egret) is the source of this 1285-nucleotide messenger RNA. It is a transcript of the gene TMEM221, whose product is annotated as transmembrane protein 221. The coding region runs from base 1 to 1107 and encodes 368 amino acids. The transcript is spliced from 4 exons. The record is from RefSeq and is a predicted model, not a curated record. Lineage: Eukaryota; Metazoa; Chordata; Aves; Pelecaniformes; Ardeidae.
AUGGGGAAGGGACAGAGACACCAUCACCAGGAGCUGGUUCGGGGGACUUUGGGCCAAGCGCCAGCGCCACAGGCCCAGGGACUGACAUCCCCCCCAGCCAAAAAGGAGAGCGGGGCUGGAAGCGAGCCGGGAGCCAAACCCGUGCUGUCUGCCAAGGCCAACACACCGGCUUUCAAAAUAGCCCGUGUCCCGCGCAGCUCCGGCCGGAGCAGAGGGUGCCAGCAGGAACCACCCACGCGGGACGGGAAGGCCGGCAGCGCCGCGGCGGGCAGCGCCACCAGACGGAAAGGUCACCCCGUCCAGAUCCCACAGCCGGGCUUGGGCACGGGCCAGGCACUGAUGACACCAGGCUGGAGGAGUCAGCGUCGCAGCCGGCCCCCUGGCCUGGUAAUUAAUAAAACAAAGCGGCUGCUCUUCCCGGCCAGCAGCGAGGAGCGGGAGCGGGUCCAGGGCCAGGGCCAGGAGACCACACCGACCUGUGUUUUUCCUCACCGUUUUUGCAGGGCAGACUGGUUCCUUCUGGACAGCCGGACAGUUCGCCACGCUGCCAUCGGCUUGUUCUGCUGCGGGGUCUCAGUCUACCUAACAGCUCUCGCCAUCUACAUGCUGCUGCUGUUUGAACUGGAGGCUGGCAUCGCCAGCGCCUGUAUUCUCUCCUCCGGCAUCAUCGUCCUGCUGAUCACGGUGACGCACGCCCUGGUACGGGCUUCCCAGGUUUCGCGCCGCAGCCGCUCCGAGGUCUCCCACACCCUCUACGAGAAUGACUCUGCCCAGCACGGCGAAUCCUCCACCAGCGAUCUGAACAACAAGAACGUGGCUGCACCCCGGCCCCAGCCCGAGAUCCACCGGGAGUUUUCCUUCCCUCCUUUCCUGGAGCGCAAAUCCCAGCUGGGCUCUCCAGCCAGCAGCAACCUCACCUCCUCGGGCAGCCCCGAGCUUCGCUCCGAGAAGGAGAGCUACAACCUGCCCCGAACGCACAGGACGCUGUCGGCAGAGUCGGGCCUGCUGCAGGCACAGGGCAAGCCCUGGAACGGCGUCACCCAGGAGAUGAGGAACGUGCUGUCACACAAACCCGGAGCCUCGGGCAAGGACUCGACUCUGGUGUGAGUGGAAGUGGGACCUUUUCGCCCCAUUUCGUCCCUGGGGAGCUGCAGGCACCAGGGCCAAAAUUUGCAUCUGUUUAGAGCUUAAUAUAGGUCACAUCUCACCAGAGCCUGGGGGUCUGCGCAGCCACUGCCUGAUGCUCGUUGCUUCUUGUGUGGAGAAGAUGCCAGCUCCACCCGAA